ACGGUGUGUUUUGCCCAUGGUUGAGGUGUCCCUCUGAACUAGCUAGCCGACCAGCACUGUCCUCUCUGCGGUCUGGGAAGUGCUUCGGCGCUGCGUUUGGGAAUGUUCGUAGUUACGACAUCCUCGGAAGUUACGCUUAAAAUACCUUUAUUACCGACCACUAUCUAGGUGCUAGUUCUGUGACGCAAUGACAAGUGACUGUUCGUUACGGGCGUUCUAUCUGCUGUAGCUUUUGUCAUCUGCACCUGUGUUUUCGCGCAGUCACCGGUGUCACCGGGGAAAUCGGCCGCUCUACACUGUUGUUGUUGUUCAUGGCGUUCGGCCGUCACUGAACCUGAUGAACUCGAAAAGCAUCACUUGGAAACUACCUGAGUCACCGGGAUUGCACAACCUUCCUCCAGAAAAGUAGAAGUAGCUGUACGGACAUGUUAAGAGUGUAAUGAUUUUCCAACAUGGACGACAUCAAUCUCCACUAUCGCUUUCUGAACUGGAGGAGACGUAUACGAGAGAUUCGUGAUGUUCGAGCUGUAAGGUAUCGGGAUCGGAUAAAAAGAAUGCUGAGAGAUGGAGACUGUCUCAGGUAUCAUGGAAACUCCGAUGAAGUCGGCUGUUUUGUGGCAGCGAGACCGUUCUCCAAACGAAACCGUUAUUUUGAGGUGACCAUCAUCGAUACGGGAGUGCGAGGGAUGAUUGCUGUUGGUUUAGUGCCUCACAACUACAAGCUGGAUCAUCAGCCGGGAUGGCUCCCAAAUUCCGUGGCUUUCCAUGCUGAUGAUGGAAAGCUGUAUAACGGAAACACUGUUGGGCAGCAGUUCGGUCCAAAAUGCUGCAGAGGCGACAGAAUUGGUUGCGGAAUAUCCCUGGACUCCGAUGACGGACAGCUAGUUGUAUUUUUUACCAAAAAUGGGAAAGAAGUGGGCUCUGUUGAGAUCCCGGGCUCACCUGAAGCCCUCUUCCCUGCUGUGGGGAUGCACUCUCUGGGAGAAGAGGUGCUGCUAGACCUGAAUGCUGAGUGGGGCACGGAUGAAGAAGAGGGGCAGAUGAUCGUGGACACGCAUGAAGAGGACUGGGCUCGUCUGCAUGGUGUUAAAGUCACUGGCACGUUGCUGGAGUACAUUGGGAAAGGGAAGGGCAUAGAGGACGUAGGUCUGGCUCAGGCUGUCCGACCCCUCAACACUCGCUUCCACUACUAUGAGCUGGAGAUCACAGACGCUGGAGAGAAGUGCUACAUUGCUCUGGGGCUGGCACGCCGGGACUACCCUAAAAACAGGCACCCGGGCUGGAGCAGAGGCUCCAUCGCGUACCAUGCCGACGAUGGCAAGUUGUUUCAAGGCAGCGGCGUGGGCGACGCCUUCGGACCACGCUGCUUUGAAGGAGACAUUAUGGGGUGCGGGAUCAUGUUUCCGCGUGACUACAGUCUGGACGCUGGAGACGACCCGGAAGACGUCGACCUGGACAUGGGUCCAAAGCCCCGACAAGUUCAGAACGAAUUGUAUGCAAACUACCAAGAUGAAGACGAGGAGGAUGAGGGAGAGGAAAUAGACACGACCAAAGUCACGGGCCACUCGCCGCCCUUGUGGUUGGACAGGUGUUCUUCACCAGGAACGGAAAGGUGGUCGGUCGACGGGAAGUUGCCGUGCCGCUCGGCGGCUUCUUCCCCACCAUUGGAAUGAUGAGCUCCGGAGAGAAGGUCAGAGUGGACCUGCAUCCUCUGAGUGGCUGAAGAUGAGGAGCGAAACACGUGUUGCCUCCACGCUCACAAGCCUUGGAUACUUGAAACAUUGUCAACAUAGGAAUGUUAAAGAGGCCUCUGUCUGAUCCAAACUCUAUAUUCCAGUGCCAAAGCGCUCAAGAAUGUUUGGUUGUUUUGAACAAAUUCAAGAUUUAAAAAAAAAAAAAUUUGACAAUCAUUCAUCGCUUAGGUGGUGAACUGAUCCAAAAUAGUUGGAGCGUGCAGCUUAUCAACAACACAUUGUUGUUUGUUCUUUACUGACACCUAGUGGAGAGUGUCGCUUCCUGCAGCUGAGCAAGAGAAAAAACAGGCCCCUUAAAGAUGCUUUUUUUUUUUUUUUUUAAGUGAGGUCAAUCUGAAGUUUUUAGCUUUGAUCAAAUGGAGUUAACGGUUUUAAAAAGGGAAGUGGAAAACUGUAUUGGAAUGAAUUCAGAGCUGAAGCCAUAUGAAACGCUGCUGCUCUCAGGUAUAUUUAAAUGUACAAGAUGAUUACUUUUAGGCUUUUAUUUUUUUACUUUGAUCACUUUCCCCAAAUCAUUUCAGUCACCGUCGACUCAUGCUGCCCUCAAAAUCUCUGGUGCAAUUCUGCGUCAUGCAACCUCAAAUGACAGGCAGGCGCAACCUUUGCCUGCUUUCGAAUGUCACUUUGGAAUAUUAUAUUGCUUUAUUGAUAUUCGGUUAUGUAAAGAAUGUAAGUUGAACUGGUCAUGACCAAAGUGCCUCACUGGGUUUGUCAUGGACUGAGCACCUGGCAGAAGGUCGGUGCUGGAGCUGAGGAGGGUCACCUGGAAACACAGCGCCACCUGUCGGUCGGCAGACCCUGAUCCUGGAGGAGCAUUUAUCCAAACCUCUGAGGCUGUCCAAAGACUCCUGAUGUGAGAAUCACUGCUGCUAAAACACAUUCACAUCAGCUGUUCUGUUCUCUCGUCAUUUUCACUCCAGAUUUGCCAAAAAAAAAAAGGCCACCAGAUUUGUUUCACAUUUGUGUUUCAGGAUCUUUAAUGGCAUAUGUGCAACCAUGUACUUAAGAGAAACCCUGGAUCUGGGUUGUAAAACGUAUCAUGAGAUGUAAGGUUUACACUAAUAAAGGUGAUUUAUAUUUUAA
This is a messenger RNA of Synchiropus splendidus (mandarinfish), 2837 nucleotides long. It is a transcript of the gene spryd3, whose product is annotated as SPRY domain containing 3. Gene Ontology annotation, molecular function: protein binding. Lineage: Eukaryota; Metazoa; Chordata; Actinopteri; Syngnathiformes; Callionymidae. The transcript has 11 exons. The coding region runs from base 453 to 1673 and encodes 406 amino acids. The record is from RefSeq and is a predicted model, not a curated record.